Molecule: messenger RNA, 812 nt
Organism: Drosophila subpulchrella
Lineage: Eukaryota; Metazoa; Arthropoda; Insecta; Diptera; Drosophilidae
Product: probable G-protein coupled receptor Mth-like 7
Exons: 6
Coding region: 41-730 (229 amino acids)
Biological process (GO): cell surface receptor signaling pathway
Cellular component (GO): membrane
Molecular function (GO): transmembrane signaling receptor activity
Source: RefSeq, a predicted model, not a curated record
UCGAGUUUUGCAUUCAAGUGUAGCUGCUUGUAAUUUCAAAAUGCACAGGCACGCUCAAUGGAUCGUGGCGACGAUUUCGACCAUUUGUCUCAUCCUGACUGUUGCAGUUUACCUUUACGUUAAGAUGCUCAGAAACACACUCGGCAAGUGUAUUGUCAGCUGCCUGUUUAGUAUGGUGAUGGUGCAAGUCAUUUUUAUACAAAAUUCUUUAAAUUUUUUGUUUCAUCUCUUUCCAACAUAUUGCAUCAUUUACGGAAAAGUAUUUCUUUUCUCAAUCGUUUUUGAGUGGGCUCGUAACUUUUUUCAGUUUGCGUACUUCAUCUGGCUGUCUGUCAUUAGUUACCACUUGUGGCAAGUGUUCAAAUCGCCCAAGUGCGAUGCCAAUUCUAAAUCAUUUUUGGCCUAUAGUGCUUUUGUCUGGAUCACGGCUGCUAUCAUGACAGUGGUCUUCUUUUUUAUGAAUACACUAGAUGAUGAGAGUUUGAUAGUUUUAUGCAUGUUACUGGGAUCGCUAAUCUUCAACAUCUUUAACUUGAUAAUGUUUAUGCUGACAACCAUUAAUAUUUGCAAAGUAAAAGGAGAAAUGAAGAGAUUUACUCGAAGGAAGGACAAGACAACGACCUGCUUUAAUUUUGAUACCCAGACCACCCUGAAACUAAUCAUGGAAAGCAUUCGCGAGAGACAAAUUAAGCGGCGUGUUCGUGCUCAAAUGGAAAGAGACCUGCCUUAAUUUUAUAAAGUUUUCUGUAUCCUGCGGAGCUGCAAAAAUGUGGAUGAAUCCUAUCACAAAUGCAAAUAUCUUAGGGUUAUUU